Messenger RNA from Cyphellophora europaea CBS 101466, 1344 nucleotides. RefSeq lists its product as uncharacterized. The record is from RefSeq and is a predicted model, not a curated record. The transcript has a single exon. Lineage: Eukaryota; Fungi; Ascomycota; Eurotiomycetes; Chaetothyriales; Cyphellophoraceae. Bases 1 to 1344 code for a protein of 447 amino acids. Gene Ontology annotation, molecular function: oxidoreductase activity; FMN binding.
AUGGCGUCUGCACCAAUGCCUCCGGUCCCUCCAGCUGCCGCCGCCGCUCCCACCGAUGCAGUGGUUAGCAAUAAUCGCCCCGAAGUACGAUUGGAAGCGCAGCCAUCUGUACACACGGCACCCCAUCAACGCGCGAGCUCUGCGCUCUUUACUCCUCUCUCCAUAGCCAAUGGACGUAUCAAACUCUCGCACCGUGUCAUCAUGGCGCCGAUGACGCGCAAUCGCGGCGUACCCCUCUAUGUCACCAAGCCCAACCGCGCCUGGGGACAUGAUGCUCUCGGUGCAACCUACUACGCACAAAGGGCGACGCCUGGAGGACUCAUCAUCACCGAGGGUAUCUAUCCGACGGUCGAAGCUUCCGCUUCUCCCUGCGUCCCGGGUCUCUUUCUCCCCGAGCAGGUUCCAGGAUGGAAAAGGGUGGUAGAGGCUGUCCAUGCAAAGGAAGGCUACGUCUAUGCCCAGCUCUGGCAUGCUGGAAGGUCUUGCUUACCACACUUCACUGGUUCAGUAGCCGUGUGUGCAAGUGCGACACCAUUUGAAGGCGACCAGAGGUCUCGCUAUCCUCCACCAGACGACGACACGGGCGGCCCGGGGAAAGGCGCCACUAUCAAGAUGAGCGACUUUCCGCCCAAGGAGAUGACACACGAGGACAUCAAGCGGACUAUCGCGGACUACGUCAAUACCGCCAAGCGAGCGGUGAUGGAGUGCGGCUUUGACGGGAUUGAGGUCCACGGCGGCAAUGGCUACCUUGUAGAACAAUUUCUCAGCACAAACAUCAACCAGCGAACGGAUGAAUACGGGGGCACCGUUGAAGGCUACUGUCGCUUCCCAUUGGAGUUGAUGGUAGCGCUGGCGGACGCGGUUGGCGGAGAUAAUGUGGCUAUCAGACUCUCCCCCUUUGGCCUGUUCCUACAAUCCUACGGUGAGCAGAGGAUCGAAAUCUGGUCCCAUUUCUGCCGCGAGCUGAGACGCAGAAUUCCAACGCUGUCGUACAUUCACUUUAUAGAGCCCCGGUUCGAGCAGAUCAUCGACCCUGCCACGAAGGAGUCAUACCUGAAGUCGCUCGGCGACAACAUCAGCCUCCAACCUUUCCGCAAAAUCAUGGGCAGCACUCCCUUCGUAGUAUCAGGCGGCUUCAACGACACGAACGCAUGGGGAGUGGUCGAAUCCGGCGCCGCAGACGCUAUCAGCAUCGGUCGAUACUUCACGUCCAACCCCGACCUAGUCGAACGUCUAAAAUCUGGGAAGACGUUGACAAAGUACGAGCGAGACCGUUUCUACUGGGUGCCGUUUGAGGAACGAGCCAGAGGCUAUACCGACUACCCACCUGCUGCAGCAGAGUAA